AUGGUGUGGUGCCUCGGCCUGGCCAUCCUCAGCCUGAUCAUCAGCCAGGGGGCUGACGGUCGAGGGAAGCCUGAGGUGCUCUCUGUGGUGGGCCGGGCUGGGGAGAGUGUGGUGCUGGGCUGUGACCUGCUGCCCCCAGCCGGCCGGCCCCCUCUGCAUGUCAUCGAGUGGCUGCGCUUUGGAUUCCUGCUUCCCAUCUUCAUCCAGUUCGGCCUCUACUCUCCCCGAGUUGACCCUGAUUACGUGGGACGUGUCCGGCUGCAGAAGGGGGCGUCUCUGCAAAUCGAGGGGCUCCGGGUGGAAGACCAGGGCUGGUACGAGUGCCGCGUGCUCUUCCUGGACCAGCACAGCCCUGAGGACGAUUUUGCUAACGGGUCCUGGGUGCACCUGACAGUCAAUUCGCCCCCUCAGUUGCAGGAGACGCCUCCCCCAGUGCUGGAAGUGAAGGAGCAGGAGCCUGUGACCCUGCGUUGUGUGGCCCGGGGCAGCCCCCCACCUCGUGUGACUUGGAAGCUCCGAGGACAGGACCUUGGCCGGGGCCAGGGUCAGGUGCAAGUGCAGAACGGGACGCUGUGGAUCCGGCGGGUGGAGCGGGGCAGCUCUGGGGUCUACACCUGCCAAGCCUCCAGCACUGAGGGCAGUGCCACCCACGCCACCCAGCUUCUGGUGCUAGGCCCCCCCGUCAUCGUGGUGCCUCCCAAGAACAGCACAGUCAACGCCUCCCAGGAUGUUUCCUUGGCCUGCCGCGCUGAGGCGUACCCCACCAACCUCACCUACAGCUGGUUCCAGGACAGCAUCAAUGUCUUCCACAUUAGCCGCCUGCAGUCCCGAGUGCGGAUCCUGGUGGACGGAAGCCUGUGGUUACAGGCUGCCCAGCCCGAUGAUGCUGGCCGCUACACUUGCCUGCCCAGCAAUGGCCUUCCGCGCCCGCCCUCAGCCUCUGCCUACCUCACUGUGCUCUACCCAGCCCGGGUGACAGCCAUGCCUCCCGAGACGCCCUUGCCCGUAGGCAUGCGAGGGGUGAUCCGGUGCCCAGUUCGUGCCAACCCCCCCCUCCUCUUUGUCAGCUGGACCAAGGACGGGCAGGCCCUGCAGCUGGACAAGUUCCCUGGCUGGUCCCAGGGCACAGAAGGCUCACUGAUCAUUGCCCUGGGGAACGAGGACGUCCUGGGAGAAUACUCCUGCACCCCCUACAACAGCCUGGGCACUGCUGGGCCCUCCCCUGUGACGCGUGUGUUGCUCAAGCCUCCCCCAGCUUUUAUAGAACGGCCCAAGGAAGAGUACUUCCAAGAAGUAGGGCGGGAGUUGCUCAUACCCUGCUCUGCCCGAGGAGACCCUCCUCCCGCUGUCUCCUGGGCCAAGGUGGGCCGGGGGCCACAGGGCCAGGCCCAGGUGGACAGCAACAGCAGCCUCGUCCUGCGACCGUUGACCAAGGAGGCCCACGGACGAUGGGAAUGCAGCGCCAGCAAUGCUGUGGCCCGUGUGGCCACCUCCACGAAUGUCUACGUGCUGGGCACUAGUCCCCACGUUGUCACCAAUGUGUCCGUGGUGCCUUUGCCCAAGGGUGCCAAUGUCUCCUGGGAGCCUGGCUUUGAUGGUGGCUAUCUGCAGAGAUUCAGUGUCUGGUACACCCCACUUGCCAAGCGUCCUGACCGUGCGCACCACGACUGGGUGUCCUUGGCAGUGCCCGUGGGGGCUGCUCACCUCCUAGUGCCAGGGCUGCAGCCUCACACCCAGUACCAGUUCAGCGUGCUAGCUCAGAACAAGCUGGGGAGCGGGCCCUUCAGUGAGAUCGUCUUGUCUGUUCCUGAAGGGCUUCCUACCACCUCAGCUGCCCCGAGCCUUCCCCCGACAGAGAUUCCGCCUCCCCUGUCCCCACCGCGAGGCCUGGUGGCAGUGAGGACGCCCCGGGGGGUGCUCCUGCAUUGGGACCCCCCAGAACUGGUCCCCAAGAGACUGGAUGGCUAUGUCUUGGAAGGACGGCAAGGCUCCCAGGGCUGGGAGGCAUUAGACCCGGCCGUGGCUGGCACGGAAGUGGAGCUGCUGGUGCCCGGGCUCAUCAAGCCAGCUGAGGUUGGGCGCCUAGUGUUGAGUGAGAAGGUCUGUGCCUGGGCCCGGGAGAAACUUGGUGCCAAUGUCCCCUGCUUCCUUUUCUGCCCCUUCAGGAGGGAUGGGAGGGCCAGGAACAGAAGUUGGAGGGAGGCGAAAAGGGGCAUGCAGAGGCCCCGGCCGGCGGCGGUCCCUACUGCCCAAGUCCUCUCUCCACCCCCUCCACCUUGUUGGUCCUCUCCUCGCUUGUUCUCCCUAGCUCUGCUCUGUUGUGCAUCAAACCUCUCACGGCCUGACGCUGGCUCCUGGGAGGGGGACUGGCCCCCUACCACAGACCCUGAUCUCCUGUCCUUCCCCAGCUCUGCUCCGGGCUCGGGCAGUCCUGACAGUGUGGCGAAGCUGAAGCUCCAGAGCUCCCCGGUCCCCAGCCUGCGCCAGAGUCUGCUCUGGGGGGAGCCUGCCGGAUCCCCCAGUCCCCAUCCGGAUCCUCCAGCGAGCCGGGGACCUUUACCCCUGGAGCCCAUUUGCCGGGGCCCAGAUGGGCGCUUUGUGAUGGGACCGACUGGGGGGGCCCCCCAAGAAAGGUCAGGCCCAGAGCAGGCAGGACCUCGGCCCCCAGCCCGGCCCUUGGCCCGGUCCUUUGACCGUAGCAGCAGCAGCCCCAGUGGGGCACCACGGCCCCUCUGCAUUGAAGACAUCAGUCCUGUGGGGCCCCCUCCAGCAGCCCCGCCCAGUCCCCUGCCUGGACCUGGACCCCUGCUCCAGUACCUAAGCCUACCCUUCUUUCGGGAGAUGAAUGUAGAUGGAGACUGGCCAUCUCUUGAGGAUCCCAGGCCUGCCGUGCCCCCAGAUUACAUGGAUACCCGGCCCUGCCCCCCCUCGUCUUUCCUUCGUCCCUCGGACUCUCCCCCGGCUCCCCCCAGAGCAGCACUUCCUGGGGCUGUGGUGGGGGCUGGGGCUGCCCCCGAGCCACCCUACACAGCCCUGGCUGAUUGGACACUGAGGGAGCGACUGCUGCCGGGCCUCCUCCCUGCUGCCCCCCGGGGCAGCCUCACCAGCCAGAGCAGCGGGCGGGGCAGCGCCUCUUUCCUGCGGCCCCCCUCCACUGCCCCCUCUGCAGGAGGUAGCUACCUCAGCCCUGCUCCAGGAGACACCAGCAGCUGGGCCAGUGGCCCUGAGAGGUGGCUGCGGAGGGAGCAUGUGGUGACGGUCAGCAAAAGGAGAAACACAUCUGUGGAUGAGAACUAUGAAUGGGACUCAGAAUUCCCUGGGGACAUGGAAUUGCUGGACACUUUGCACCUGGGCUUGGCCAGCGCACGGCUCCGACCCGAAGCUGAGCCAGAGCUAGGUGUGAAGACUCCAGUGGAGAGCUGUCUCCUGAGCACUGCCCACGCCUCUGGCCCUGAGGCCCGCUGCGCUGCCCUUCGGGAGGAAUUCCUAGCCUUCCGCCGCCGCCGAGAUGCCACCAGGGCGCGACUGCCAGCCUAUCGACAACCAGUCCCCCACCCUGAACAGGCCACUCUGCUGUGAACACCCCUAAUGUGAGGCUGGGAAGGGCAUGUGGACCUGUGGAGGAGGCCUCCAACAAGACCUAGCUCCAGCCUCGGGCACUGGCCCUGCCCCUUUGGUGCUCAGGCGCAGACUUGAUAUGGGCUUGGGUGAGCUUGGUGUGGGAUGUGUGUGCUGACCUCUAGGUGAGUCUGGAGAUUGGAACCGGGAUCUUAGGUAUGCCCCUGUGUGUGUGUGUGUGUGUGUGUGUGUGUGUGUGUGGUGUUUUUGGUGUGAGUGAAGUUUUUUACAGGUGAAUAAAGAAAGUCUGAAAAAUGUU
Molecule: messenger RNA, 3877 nt
Organism: Carlito syrichta (Philippine tarsier)
Lineage: Eukaryota; Metazoa; Chordata; Mammalia; Primates; Tarsiidae
Gene: IGSF9
Product: immunoglobulin superfamily member 9
Exons: 18
Coding region: 1-3579 (1192 amino acids)
Cellular component (GO): neuron projection
Molecular function (GO): protein binding
Source: RefSeq, a predicted model, not a curated record